AUCACUAUUGCCUUAGCUGGCCAUUCAUUGAAUGCCUUAACGUACUAUGAAUAUCUCUCUUCCACCAUUAUAAACGAUGUCCUCAGAACCCCAAAUAGCCAUAUACUAUUAUUAACACGUGAUCAAAAUACAACAAAUUUCUACUACAAUGGCAACCCAAAAACCUCAUAUAGUAUGUCUUCCAACACCAUUACAAGGGCACAUAAACCCAAUGAUGCAACUAGCAAAACUCCUACAUUCAAAAGGCUGUUACAUAACCAUGGUUCUAACUGAGUUUGAUGCUGCCAGGCUCGCCGCAAACUCAUCUUCUCUACAAGGCUUACAUGACUUCUCUGUGGAAACAAUUCCUGAUGGGUUGCCGUCUGAUAACAAGCGCGGCGUGUUAGACUUGCCGGGUUUGUGUCGUGGGCUUGUUUCCGGGGUCCCAGCUGAGGGUUUUAGGAGAGUUUUGAAGAAGAUUGAGUGUUCUCCUGAUAUUCCUAAGGUUAAGAGUAUGAUAAUUGAUACAUUUAUGUACUUUGCACAUGAAGUUGCUAAUGAAUUGGGUAUUCCAUGGGUCACUCUUUUCACUUCUGGUGCUGCUGCUAUGAUUUCUUUUAUGCAGAAUGAUGAGCUUGUCAAUAGGGGCCACUUCUCUUUCAAAGAUGAAAGCUGCCUUACAAAUGGGUAUCUUAAUACACCAGCAGAUUGGAUUCCUGGGCUAAUCAAAGAGACAAAACUGAAGCAUCUUCCUACAUUCAUUCGAACAACUGAUCCAAAUGACACAUUGUUCAACUUCACUGCAGAAGCAGGGAGAAGAUUCUUAACUACCAAAGCCCUAAUUCUUAACACAUUUGAUGAUCUUGAACUCAAAGCUUUAGAAGCUAUCAAACCCAUGAACAUACCUAAUCUCUUCACAAUUAGCCCUUUCUUAAUGCUAUGUCAACAACCAAAUGAUCAUGAAAUUCUCCCUUUUAAAACAAAUUUAUGGAAGGAAGAUUUGAGUUGUUUAGAAUGGUUGGAUAAAAGAAGUCCAAAAUCAGUCAUUUAUGUUAAUUAUGGGAGUUUAGCUAUCUUAACUCCUAAGCAAUUAGAGGAGUUUGCAUGGGGAUUAGCAAAUAGUAAUUAUCCCUUUUUGUGGGUUAUUAGAUCUAAUCUUGUUGAAGGAGAAUUAUCAAAUAUUUUGAGUAGUGAUUACAUGGAGGAGAUUAAGGAUAGAGGGUUUAUUUCGAGUUGGUGUCCACAACAGAAAGUGUUGAAGCAUCCUUCUGUUGCGGUUUUUUUAACUCACAGUGGAUGGAACUCGAUUCUGGAAAGUAUGAGCGCGGAAAUGCCCAUGAUUUGUUGGUCAUUUUUUGCUGAACAACAAUUGAAUUGUUUAUAUGUAUGUCAAGAGUGGAAGAUUGGGGUGGAAAUGGAGGAAGGAGAGGUGAGGAAAGAAAAGAUUGAAGAGUUAGUAAAAGAGAUGAUGGAAGGGGAGAAAGGGAAGGAAACUAGGAGGAAUGUUGGUGAAUGGAAGAGGAAAGCAUUGGAAGCUACAAGACAUGGUGGUUCAUCUCAUUCUAAUUUUGAAAAGUUGGUGAAAUACCUCAUAUCAUGAAAAAUAAUUAUUAUUUUAUUAUUUCUAAUUAAGAAUUUCUUAGCAUUUUAAUGUUGGUUUUUUCACAUAGUUCUAUUUGUAUUUAUGCAUGUUGUACCAUUUUUAAUGUAUGUGCCAUGGAGAAUUUGGAUGUUCAUGAUCUCUAAAUAAUGAUUAUAUUUAUAUAUGGAUUUGUUGUAGUUUGAGAAAAGUUUUAUGGUAUGUGAACAAUUACACUAUUAUAUUCUAACAAGUCACAAAAAAGCAUAUGGUUAAAAAUUGUACAAGAGGUGGCUACACAGGUUACUCUUAGUGUAUCUAUCAGUUUCUCAAUAUUUUUAUUUUAAUUUAUCUUUUUUAUUUUAUAAUAUUUUUAUUUGAGUGAUAUCCUUGUUACGUUCUUUGAUUCUUAUCCUUUUAUCUUUAUAAUUUUUUUUUUCUCUCUUUAAAUCUUAUUCAUAUAAUUAUAAUCAUGGACGGACCAUAAUAAAGACCGAAUGGAGCUUGAUCGCUUAAAAUUUUUUGGGCCAUCAUAUAAAUGCAAAAUAUUGUAGUACUAUUACAAUUAAAAUAUGUAACUUAAUGAUUAGACACACUCUUGUAAGAGAUUGAUUCAAAUUAAAGGUUAAAGAUUAAAUCUUUAACCCAUUAAUUUUUAAAAUUUCAUAUGGACCAAGAGUAGUUAUUAGCUUGACCAUUAUUGUAUCUUUAAUUUGUGGCUUGUUGUAGAAAGUUGCUCAACUCAAUGACAUUGCAUUUAAUAGUGUCCAUGGGUACAAUUGUACAAAUUCAACUUCAAUAAGAUUGUGUUUAUGUGGUGCAAGUACAGCUAUCAAAAUGAUCAAUCAAUUGGAUCAUUUUCCUUCGGGUUAAUUAGGGGUCAAGUCUGACUCUAUCGGGUUUAGUACACGUUCAAAUUAAUUCAACAGUUUGUUGACU
Messenger RNA from Amaranthus tricolor (Joseph's coat), 2497 nucleotides. Its product is annotated as linamarin synthase 2-like. Lineage: Eukaryota; Viridiplantae; Streptophyta; Magnoliopsida; Caryophyllales; Amaranthaceae. The coding region runs from base 149 to 1579 and encodes 476 amino acids. The record is from RefSeq and is a predicted model, not a curated record. The transcript is spliced from 2 exons. Gene Ontology annotation, molecular function: UDP-glycosyltransferase activity.